This is a messenger RNA of Cynara cardunculus var. scolymus (artichoke), 1667 nucleotides long. Its product is annotated as serine-threonine kinase receptor-associated protein-like. The record is from RefSeq and is a predicted model, not a curated record. Gene Ontology annotation, molecular function: protein binding; RNA binding. The coding region runs from base 408 to 1439 and encodes 343 amino acids. Gene Ontology annotation, cellular component: SMN complex. The transcript is spliced from 7 exons. Gene Ontology annotation, biological process: spliceosomal snRNP assembly. NCBI's taxonomy places the organism in Eukaryota, Viridiplantae, Streptophyta, Magnoliopsida, Asterales, Asteraceae.
AGCCCUAUAUACGCAUUAUUUUAAAAAAAAAAUAUUUUUCUUUGGUUUUAAUUCACAUAAAUUAGUUUGAUCUGUUCUUCAUUGAUGCUGUUGGGGUUAGGAGGUGUGGAUUCAUCGUACAGAAUCGAUCACAAGUUCAAAAAAUUAGGUUUCCCACCUGUGUUGAUUGCCGCCAUUUCUACGUAUUAAUAUAAACUAUUUCUGUAAGAUUUUGUUAAUCAUUACGAAGAUCAGACAUUUUGUUCAGGAAAUUGUGUGUUUUUUUGGGUAUUAGUUGUCGAUUUCGAGGUUUUUAUUAGUGUUUGAUUUCAGAAUUAGGAUCAGGGAUUGUGAUUUAGGUUUGAAACUGGAAAGAUCAGAUAUUAGGGUUUUGUGUAUGUGUAAUUUGGGUGUUUUUAAGAGAUAUAAUGGAUAAGAAGAAAGUGGCAGUUCCGCUUGUAUGCCAUGGUCAUUCUCGUCCGGUGGUGGAUUUGUUUUACAGUCCCAUUACUCCAGAUGGGUUUUUCCUUAUCAGUGCCAGCAAAGAUUCCACCCCUAUGCUUAGAAAUGGAGAGACCGGGGAUUGGAUUGGAACCUUCGAGGGGCAUAAAGGUGCCGUGUGGAGUUGCUGUCUCGAUACUAAUGCUCUACGUGCUGCAUCUGCAUCCGCUGAUUUCACUGCGAAAUUGUGGGAUGCAUUAACCGGGGAUGAACUACACUCAUUUGACCACAAACAUAUAGUUCGGGCAUGUGCUUUUUCUGAGGAUACACAUCUUCUACUCACGGGUGGUUUUGAGAAGAUACUUCGCAUAUUUGAUUUAAAUCGACCUGAUGCGCCUCCGAGGGAAGUUGUGAACUCUCCGGGUUCGGUGAGGAGUGUUUUAUGGCUUCACAGCGAUCAAACUAUAUUGAGUUCCUGCUCUGAUUCUGGUGGAGUAAGGCUCUGGGAUGUGAGAAGUGGCAAGAUUGUCCAUACACUCGAAACAAAAUCAUCGGUAACAAGUGCUGAAGUUAGCAAGGACGGUCGUUAUAUCACCACUGCGGAUGGAUCAAGUGUGAAGUUCUGGGAUGCAAAUCAUUUUGGAUUGGUGAAGAGUUACGAUAUGCCCUGCACUGUGGAAUCAGCGUCGUUGGAACCGAAUUUCGGUAAUAAGUUCAUUGCUGGAGGAGAGGACAUGUGGAUUCGUCUUUUUGAUUUUAAUACUGGUGAAGAGAUCGGAUGCAACAAGGGUCACCACGGUCCAGUCCAUUGUGUGCGGUUCUCACCGGGAGGUGAGUCAUAUGCAUCUGGCUCAGAAGAUGGAACCGUGAGAAUAUGGCAGACAUUGACCGGACCCUCGAGUCAAAAGGGCAACACCGUCUUAGGGGCAAAUGGUCCAACCAAGCAGCCAUCAGCAGUUGAAGUUGGUUCGAAGAUGGAAGAUUUACAUAUUGGCAGCAAAGAUGGGAUCAGGGAGUGAGUAAGGUUGCAGGUUAUCAACGAGUAAUAUAUGUUCCUUUUUGAAAUAUCCUUCUUGAAAAACAAAUUUGAUAUUUAUGCCUUUUUUUAUUGUGAUUUUAUACAUGAAAAUAGGGGUAUGUGUUGAAAACCGGACCAUGGUUACACGAAUGAAUGAAUUAUGACGUUCUUUAUGGGUCUCGGAUGGUAGACCAAUAGUAACUUUCCAUCAUGGUUUUAAGUUGGAUCU